Molecule: messenger RNA, 807 nt
Organism: Pecten maximus
Lineage: Eukaryota; Metazoa; Mollusca; Bivalvia; Pectinida; Pectinidae
Product: glutaredoxin-C4-like
Exons: 2
Coding region: 148-441 (97 amino acids)
Biological process (GO): cellular response to oxidative stress
Cellular component (GO): cytoplasm
Molecular function (GO): glutathione disulfide oxidoreductase activity
Source: RefSeq, a predicted model, not a curated record
UAAACUAUUCAUGACACUUUUCCGGAAGUAGAUUUACGUCAUCGUGAGCGUGAGAGGAUACAGGCCCUACAGUUACCGGAUAUUUCGACUCCAAACAUUCUACGGAGGUUUACUUGUACAAAGAAUAUUACAUUUACUUCUGUCAGCAUGCCUACAAAAGAAGAAAUUCAGGAUACCAUCGGAAAGCAUAAGGUUGUUGUGUAUUCGAAAUCAUUCUGUCCAUAUUGUUCGAAGGCGAAACAGGCACUGAACAAUGAGAAGAUAGAAUACCACGUGAUUGAGCUAGAUGGUCGUAGUGAUAUGGACUCCACACAAGACAUUCUGUGUAAACUUACAGGUGCGAGAUCUGUUCCCAGAGUUUUUGUCAACGGGAAGUUCUUUGGAGGAGGAGAUGACACAGUAGCUGCAGUUAAGAAUGGCAAACUUAAAGAACUUCUUUAGAAACACCCACUGGUAUUCAUGAAAAAUACGAAGGACUUGUUUUGUUGCAUUCUGCUUUCUUCCUACAUUCUAUUUAUUUUCUCGUAUUCGUGUGUUGAUUGGACAUAUUUCUAUACCGUUAGUGCAAUUUUAUGUAUUUAUAUGAGAAAGCUGUUGACAAUGUAGCAUUUUUCACGUACAGAUGUUUGAUGCGUCACGUGUGUGAGGGUGUGUGUGUUAUAAAAUACACUUUGUAUGUACGUUUGUACCUUUCAGUGUUUUCAUUAGUAUUUGAUAGACGAUCUUGUUUCACUUUUUGUACUUGCUAUUUUUAAUGAUUUCACUGUUGACAAAUCCAAUAAAAACCUAUAUCUUCCUUUAAAAUCA